AUGAGUGGUGCAGCGCUGGGCCUUGAGAUAGUAUUUGUCUUUUUUCUGGCCUUAUUUCUACUUCAUCGGUAUGGAGACUUCAAGAAACAGCAUAGGCUGGUGAUCAUAGCAACGUUAUUGGCUUGGUAUCUCUGCUUUCUUAUUGUAUUUAUACUGCCUCUGGAUGUCAGUACGACUAUUUAUAAUCGGUGCAAACUUGCUGUUAACUCCAGCCCUGCAGAAAGUAAUGGCUCUUACGUUACUCUUGCUCCAAGCAAGCAAAAAUGUUUCAAACCAUGGAGUUAUAUUCCUAGUGGAAUUAUGCCAAUUUUCUGGCGUGUUGUAUACUGGACAUCACAGUUUUUAACAUGGAUUCUGCUACCUUUCAUGCAGUCAUAUGCUAGAUCAGGAGGGUUCUCCAUUACUGGGAAGAUUAAAACUGCAUUGAUUGAGAAUGCAAUCUAUUAUGGCACUUACUUGCUGAUUUUUGGAGCAUUUUUAAUAUAUGUGGCUGUAAACCCAAACUUCAAUUUACAAUGGAACCAACUUCAGACUAUUGGGAUAGCUGCAGCGAACACAUGGGGUCUCUUUCUUCUUGUGUUGCUUUUGGGUUAUGGUUUGGUGGAGAUUCCCCGUUCUCACUGGAAUGGCGCAAAGAGGGGUUAUCUACUCAUGAAGACCUAUUUCAAAGCUGCCAAACUGAUGACUGAAAAAGUAGAUGCAGAGGAGAAUUUAGAGGAUAUUAUGGAGGAAGUCCGUAAAGUAAGUGAGAGUAUCAAGUAUAACCACCCUUUGAGAAGAUGUGUUGACACGAUACUGAAAAAGUGUCCUACUGAGUACCAGGAAAGAAUGGGUAGGAACAUGGAUGACUAUGAAGAUUUUGAUGAAAGACAGAACAAUUAUCCCAGUGAAAAAAGUUUGGUCAAACUUCAUAAGCAGGUUAUCUAUUCAGUACAGAGGCAUCGUCGUACACAGGUCCAGUGGCAAAUUCUUCUAGAACAAGCAUUUUACCUAGAAGAUGUGGCAAAAAAUGAAACCAGUGCAACUCGACAGUUUGUUCAUACCUUUCAUUCCCAGGAGCCAGAGAAUAAAAUUAUUCAGUAUUUCUACACACCAACUGUUGAGUGGUACUGGGAAUGUCUUCUACGACCAUGGUUUUACAGGGUGCUUGCAGUUGUUCUGGCCAUGUUCUCUGUAAUUGUUGUGUGGUCAGAGUGCACAUUUUUCAGCACAAACCCAGUUUUAUCGCUAUUUGCAGUUUUCAUACAGCUGGCAGAAAAGACAUAUAAUUAUAUAUACAUAGAGAUGGCCUGUUUUCUUACCAUCUUUUUCCUAAGCAUCUGUGUUUACUCUACUGUCUUCAGGAUCCGUGUAUUUAACUAUUAUUACUUAGCUUCACAUCAUCAGACAGAUGCAUACAGUCUCCUUUUCAGUGGCAUGUUAUUUUGCCGUCUUACUCCACCAUUAUGCUUGAACUUUCUGGGCUUGACCCAUAUGGAUGCAACAAUCUCUCACAAAAACACUCAGCCAACUGCUUAUACAUCUAUAAUGGGAUCCAUGAGAGUGCUGUCCUUCAUUGCAGAUGGAUUCUAUAUAUAUUACCCAAUGCUUGUUGUAAUUCUCUGUAUUGCCACAUACUUUAGUUUAGGAACUCGUUGUUUGAAUCUUUUGGGAUUCCAGCAGUUCAUGGGGGAUAGCGAAAUGACCUCUGAUUUGAUUGAUGAAGGAAAAGAGCUAAUCAGAAGAGAGAAAAGAAAACGACAAAGGCAGGAAGAAGGUGAAAACAGAAGACGGGAAUGGAAGGAACGGUAUGGAAAUAGAGACGAUUCCACUAGAAACAGAGUUGUCCACACAGACCAAAAAGAAUCCAGCUUCUCAGAGACCAGUACCAAUAGACCACUAUCAAAGUAUACCCGAUCAAAUGGUAGGACCGAAAGAGAUAGAAUAGAACUCCUCCAGGAUGCAGAACCUUUGGAUUUUAACGCAGACUCAGUUAAUGAUGACCCUCUUGAAUCGGACUCGGGAAGGUACCAGCCUGGUGGAAGAUACCUGUCAAUGUCUCGAAGCAAAAUAUUUGAUGAUGUCUAA
Opisthocomus hoazin is the source of this 2067-nucleotide messenger RNA. NCBI's taxonomy places the organism in Eukaryota, Metazoa, Chordata, Aves, Opisthocomiformes, Opisthocomidae. The record is from RefSeq and is a predicted model, not a curated record.